GCCUCUGGCCACGAAAAACAGCGAGAGAGAGAGAGAGAGAGAGAGCGAGCGCGCCUGUUGGGGAAAAAUCACCAGGGGGAAAAAUCCAGCACGCAUUCCUGAGAUCUUUAUUUCUUGGGGUUUAUGGAGAUGGUGUGUGAGUGUGUGUGAUCAGUGGAUGAAAUUCAGCAGGUUUUGAGGAAGUUCAUCAGCUCUUCUGUCCGCUUCCUCACUUUAACUUUUAACUCGGACUUCGCGAACUUUGGCAGAAGCUAAUCAGGGUAAUUUACUCCAGGCGGCGGUGUAAAGAAGCAGAAGCAUGUCGGCAGAGGAGGAGAGAUACAAGCUGGUGGUGGUGGGUGGAGGUGGCGUGGGCAAGAGCGCCCUCACUAUUCAGUUCAUCCAGUCAUACUUCGUGUCUGACUAUGACCCCACCAUCGAGGACUCAUACACCAAAAUCUGCACCGUGGAUGGGAAGGAGACCCGAUUAGACAUUUUGGACACAGCUGGUCAGGAAGAGUUUGGGGCGAUGAGAGAGCAAUACAUGAGAUCUGGAGAAGGCUUCUUACUGGUGUUUGCUCUGAAUGACAUCGGAAGCUACAACGAGAUCCAGAAGUUUCACACUCAGAUCCUGAGGGUAAAGGACAGAGAUGAUUUCCCCAUGGUCCUGGUGGGCAACAAGUCUGAUCUGGAGCAGCAGAGAGUGGUGUCAAGAGAAGAGGCCAUGUCUUUUGCCAAAGAGAACCGGAUCCACUAUAUGGAGUCAUCAGCAAAGAACCGCUACAACGUGGACGAGGCUUUCCUGGAGGUGGUGCGAGCAAUAAGAAAGUUCCAGGAGACAGAAAGUCCUCCUCAGCUUGCCAAUCACGCUGGGAAGCAGAAGAGCAGCGGGUGUCCAUGCACCAUCCUCUGAUCGCCUUCACACACUGUUGCCAUGGAGACUGAAGCCCCCCCCCAUGUCUGGUGCCUUGUGUGUGUGUGUGCUUUACAUCAAUCAGUGAUCCUGAUCAUUCAAAGGUGUUUAAAUGUGUUUAUUUUUUAAUCCUGCACUUUUUUUUUUACAUCAAGUUCAUUUUAAAGUGUAUCUUUUUGAUUUUAUAUGUUCAGUGCAUAGGUUUGAGCAUUUCAUAGUGUGUGUUCAGCAGUGUAGCAAGCAGCAAUGAACAGAGCUGUACAUAUAUACUGUGUGUGUGUGAGAGUGAUAUACACACAAUUACUUUGUGUCUGAUUAAUAAGCUGCUUUAUUAUUCACUGAAAAUAACAUCAGAAGGGAAAGCAUGUUUCUCACACUGGGCUCUCCUGUGUGUGUGUGUGUGUGUGUGUGAGAGCGAGAGAGACAUCAUUACAGAUUAUGGCUGUAGUAGGAAAAAAAAGAAA
This is a messenger RNA of Hemibagrus wyckioides, 1356 nucleotides long. It is a transcript of the gene rras, whose product is annotated as RAS related. Lineage: Eukaryota; Metazoa; Chordata; Actinopteri; Siluriformes; Bagridae. Bases 299 to 892 code for a protein of 197 amino acids. Gene Ontology annotation, molecular function: GTPase activity; GDP binding; GTP binding. Gene Ontology annotation, cellular component: plasma membrane. The transcript is spliced from 7 exons. The record is from RefSeq and is a predicted model, not a curated record. Gene Ontology annotation, biological process: signal transduction.